UUUGUCAAAAAGGGAGACGAUACAUUUUUUCAUCGAAAACUUUUAAGUCAUAAGGUAAAUGAGUCAUUUCUUUUUUAUAGUCGACUUGGACACUUAAUCACUUACACUUUCUUGUGUAGGAAAAUUGAGUGUACUCUGGUUAAAAACCCAACAGGUUCAACUGGUGCUGUCUCUCUUAAACUCUUUGCAAGUAGUUGUCAUAUGAAAAACUUGCUUUCUCUCGUUCACCACUCUCUACGACACAAAUCACCAUACCAUCUCGAACACAUUAAACCAUUCUCAUUCACAACCAAUAAACCAAAAUGGAACUCACCAACAAACGUAAUUAUCACAAACCCAACCCUCUUGAUAAUGGAAUCAUGUUCCACAAUGCGUCAACUCAAACAAAUUCAAGCACGCAUGACUCUCACCGGCAUCAUCACCCACGCGUUUCCCGUCAGCAGAGUAAUCGCGUUCUGUGCACUUGCCCAUUCCGGUGACCUUCAUUACGCACACACAAUUUUCAAUCGCGUUGAACAACCCAACACGUUCAUGUGGAACACUAUGAUAAGGGGAUAUCAAAAUGCUCGAAAACCCAUUUUUGCAUUCUCUUUCUUUGUCUAUAUGUUUCAAUUACGCGUUGAAAUGGAUUCUAGAAGCUUUGUUUUCGCGCUGAAGGCUUGUCAGCAGUUUGAGACGGUUUUUGAGGGAGAAUCCGUGUAUUGUGUUGUUUGGAAAAUGGGAUUUGAUUGUGAGUUGCUUGUGAGGAAUGGGUUGAUUCAUUUUUAUGCUGAACGUGGGUUGUUGAAAAAUGCGCGUCAAGUGUUUGAUGAAAGUUCUGAUAAGGAUGUUGUUACUUGGACUACUAUGAUUGAUGGGUAUGCGGCACAUGACUGUUCCGAGGAGGCUAUGGAGGUUUUUGAAUUGAUGUUGUUAAGUCAUGUUGAGCCGAAUGAGGUGACUUUGAUUGCGGUGGUUUCAGCUUGUUCUGACAUGGGUAACCUUGAAAUGGGGAAGAGAGUUCAUGAAAAAGUGGAAGAGAAGAAUAUGAGGUGUAGUUUGAGUUUGCAUAACGCGUUGUUGGAUAUGUAUGUGAAAUGUGAUUGUUUGGUUGAUGCUAGAGAGCUUUUUGAUAGAAUGGCAACCAAGGAUGUUUACUCGUGGACUAGUAUGGUUAAUGGGUAUGCUAAAUGUGGUGACUUGGAAUCUGCUAGGAGGUUUUUUGAUCAAACUCCUCGGAAAAAUGCGGUCUGUUGGAGUGCAAUGAUUGCAGGAUAUUCUCAGAAUAACAAACCUAAGGAAUCAUUGAAAUUGUUUCAUGAAAUGAUGGAGCGAGGUGUGGUUCCGAUUGAGCAUACCUUAGUGAGUGUACUCUCUGCUUGUGGCCAGCUAACUUGCUUGAACUUGGGCGAUUGGAUUCACCAAUAUUUUGUUGUUGGGAAAAUAAUUCCCCUUAGUGUUACUCUUGAAAAUGCGAUUGUAGAUAUGUAUGCCAAAUGUGGAAGCAUAGAUGCAGCAACAGAAGUUUUCAGUACAAUGCCAGAGAGAAAUCUAAUUUCUUGGAAUACUAUGAUUGCAGGGUAUGCGGCUAAUGGUAGAGCAAAGCAAGCCAUCAAUGUAUUUGAUCAGAUGAGAAAUAUGGGAUUUGAGCCAAACAAUAUCACAUUUGUGAGUUUGUUGACAGCUUGCAGCCACGGUGGUUUGAUUUCCGAAGGUCGAGAAUAUUUUGACAACAUGGAGAGAAAGUAUGGGAUAAAACCCGAAAGGGGACAUUAUGCAUGCAUGGUUGAUCUAUUAGGUCGAACUGGACUCCUCGAAGAAGCUUACAAGUUAAUAGCAAACAUGCCAAUGCAGCCUUGUGAGGCUGCUUGGGGUGCCCUUCUAAAUGCUUGUAGAAUGCAUGGCAAUGUUGAGCUUGCCAGAUUGUCGGCACAUAAUCUUCUAAGAUUGGACCCAGAAGACAGUGGAAUAUAUGUGCUGCUGGCAAAUACUUGUGCUAAUGAUAGAAAAUGGAGUGAUGUAAGGAGGGUGAGAAGUUUGAUGAAAGACAAGGGUGUGAAGAAGAUUCCUGGUUAUAGCUUAAUAGAGAUAGAUGGCGGGUUUGUAGAAUUUUUGGUGGCCGAUGAAUCACACCCUCAAUCUGAGGAGAUCUAUAAAGUACUAGAGGAAAUACUUUUGUUGUCAAAAUUGGAAGACUAUAGUUAUGACUUGUAAACUUUAUCUUGCUAGAACCUGAGGCUAUUAUUUAUUGGUGACUUUUCUAGUUGGAAUGCGAUAAUCUUUCUUCGAAAAAGCUUACUUGGGUUUCUGGUGGUUGUAAAUUAAUCAUCUUUGGCCGGAGCAAGAGGUUACUUGGGUUUAUUUGCGGGGUGCAAGGUCUAUUUGCUUCAAGUGUUAACAGUUACAUGGGUUUGAACGCUUGGCCCUUGACAUUAUAAAGGUUUGUCAAUCCUUGAGUUCAAAGUUGCUGCAUAAGCUACUGAUUAUAAAUCUCCUAAUCUGUGAGAGGAACAAUCAUUUUCAGUGAGUCUGACCAUUGAGCCAUGUACAUUUAUACUAACGCUGCUAAACCAUUUUUGGUUGAAACAACAACAACAAAAUCUACUAGAUAAUACAUUUGGGGAAUAUAGGUUGCAACAGUAAGUAGCAACACAAUUAGGGGUGCUCAUUUUAACCGAUGAAGCUGUUUAUCUGUACCCAUAUCCAAAUCCAGUUAUAAAAAACCUGACAAAUUUUUGUAAUUGAACAGCCUUAUAACUUGGACUUUGUUGAUGCCUGUAUCCAAUAUGUUGGCUGCCCAUAUCCAAGACAUAAACAAGAUUUCUUCUGUCCAACAAUAUGUUUUGGUGAAUUUCCUUAUUGACACAUUACCAACAGUUCCUGAAUGAAGCAUAGUUCUGAUUUUGCUUGUUUGUCCACUUGCACAUGUCAGAAGAUCGUUAGAUCAUUGUAAUUAGGAGCGGUUAGCACAUCAGCCGUUGAUCAAAUCUCACUCCUUGAAAAUUGACACACGCGCAUAGGGAAACAAAACCUCUUCUUCUCCAUUAUUUGUUCAAUACUGAUGCAAACUCUACAGAGCCCCAUGCUUCCCUCUUCUUCUCCCUCUGUCACAUUUUGAUUAAACAUCUUCAAUCGCCGGCUGAAAACAAUUCUGUUGAGGAGCUGUUACCGUUUGAACAUGAGGUUGAGAAAGGGAGCGCUUUCGCACUUGGACUUCUUGAUGUUAAGAUUCUAAUUGUUAUCAUCCUCUCUCAACGCCAUCGUCAUCGUCGACUAUACUGCCACCGUUUGCGACGAAGGCUUCAUCGGUUUUCACCUCUGCGAAAAACUCAUGUCCGAUAUGAAGGUCUCAAUAUCAAAACGAUCCGCAACUUGAAGGUCUCCUCAAGAUGACAGAUCUGCAAAAUCGUGGGUGUCUGAUGAACAAGGCUUCUGCAAUAUGACAGCACCUGCAACUAAUGUUAAGCUUGUGUGGUUCUUGGUUCUGGCUAAGCUUCAAAAUCCCAACCUAUCGUCGAUGCAUAGGCGUAUGUGGCUCUUCCCUUGCAGCUUACAUGGUUUCUGCAAAUGAAGAAGAAACCAUGGUAAAACAAAGGAGAGGAGACAAAUCGAAUGAAAAUAGGCAAAUAAAUGCAGAGAAUAACAUUACAAUGUUGUCAUAAUAGAUAAUAACAUAAGGUUGAUUUUUGACAUACCUUUCUGGUCGCAAUUUACGCCACAUCUAUUUGACUGAGGUUGAUAAUAGCUGAACUUUAAGCAGCUAUUUGACUGCACUCUCUUUGAGCAAACAAUGGUUACAUGCCUCAGAUUUAAGAGGUGUUUUUGUUCUUGGUUUUUGCUGCAGUCGGCACUGCUAUUGUCAAUUGUUUAGAAGGAAAGAAAAAAAACUAUUUGAAUGUCAAUUUAUGGCUUCAAGCAUCCCUUUGCUUUACACAGUUUUAUUCAUCAUAUGUUAUUUGAAUGUGAUGUUGGAUUGCGGAGGAAUAUUGUCUAAGAGGAGCAUUAUUUUACUGUAAAUUUUGUCAUCAAUAAGGUAUUUUUGUUCUAUUUCAACUCGAUUUCAAAAAAUAAAAACAUGAUUUUACUAUAUCAGUGUAUAUCAGAAACUAUAUUGGUCUUUAAUAUUGGUCUUUACUAUCUUAGCCAUACAUGAAGAAAAUAAAAGAUUGUUUGCUGCUUACUUUUGAUAUUGUGGAUUGACAUAUGUGAAUUGAUUAAUGUAACUGAAAUCUUUUGAUGAUUUGCAGCUAGAUUGAGUCAAAUGAAGUUAAAAGCAUGGCAGGCACAAAACAUACCAUAUCAUACUAGAGAAUUUGUUGGAAUGGUUUCUUAUGCUCUCUUGGUUCUUAUUUCCUUUUUUUAGGGCUCUUGCAUAACUACUGUAUUUCCUUUAGUCUCUUUAUAAUGUUCAUAUUAAUGUUAUGUAGUCUCAAAACUACAAGCAGUCCUUACAAAAGUCAGUUUUGAACCUUAGUGGAUUAGUUGUUGCAAGUAGCAUAUCAUGGAAGCAAAUCAAUGCAUAGUAUUAGUAAAUGGUCAUUGAAGGACUACUUGCUGAUGUCAAGAGUAUGCUUAUUUUGUGAAUUUAAGUUUGGAACUAUUUAUUGAUUGUAAUUUUUAUAAUGGAAGUCUACUGAGUUUUGGACACUUAAAUGUCAAUUUAAUUUUAUACAGUUUUUUGGUGA
Molecule: messenger RNA, 4664 nt
Organism: Medicago truncatula (barrel medic)
Lineage: Eukaryota; Viridiplantae; Streptophyta; Magnoliopsida; Fabales; Fabaceae
Product: pentatricopeptide repeat-containing protein At2g22410, mitochondrial
Exons: 8
Coding region: 202-2193 (663 amino acids)
Biological process (GO): RNA modification
Molecular function (GO): RNA binding; protein binding
Source: RefSeq, a predicted model, not a curated record